UCAUGUCAUUCUCUUUGUCACAUAAACAGUCACUUUAAACCAAAAAUAUGUUUUUUUCUUAGAUUUAAAAAUCAGUUUAUUUUAAUUUAUUAUGGUAAAUUCUUUUUGAUAAAUAACGUAGCAAUAUGGACGUAAAUGAUCCAGAAUUUGAUCCAUAUUGUGAUCCAGCCAAUCCACGCAAGAUCAAAUACGAUGACGUAUUGGCGGCUUCGCGUCGGUGUGUGGGAUGCGUGGUUAAAACACCAUGUGUGAAAGGUCAUAUGUCCGAAACACUCGGAAUGGAUUUGUAUUUCAAGCAGGAGUUCCUACAAUAUACGGGAAGUUUUAAGGAGCGUGGGGUAUGCAAUACGUUGUUGCUACUAUCUGAAGAACAGAAAAGGAAUGGAGUGAUAACAGCCAGUACGGGAAACCAUGGCAUGGCGUUGAGCUACCAUGCGGCACGUCUCGGUAUACCCUGUGUGGUCGUAAUGCCGCAGCGCACGCCGCUCACAAAAAUCAGUAAAUGUACGAGUUUCGGCGUCAAACCUUUGCUGCACGGCUUUUCUAUUGCUGACGCUAAACUGUACGCCAUGACGAUGAGUAAAGAGAAAAAAAUGCUAUAUGUCAAUGGAUACGAUCAUCCUAACGUGAUUGAAGGGCAAGGGACAACAGGUAUAGAGAUCAUGGAGGCAGUGCCCGAUGCGGAUGCUAUAGUGAUCCCGGUGGGGGGCGGAAGCCUCAUCUGUGGCGUCGGAGUGUGCGCCAAAUACAUCAAGCCUAGCAUCGAAAUCUAUGGCGUAGAGACCGAUAAAACAUGUAGUAUGGUUGAAACAUUUCGCAAAAAUGAACGAGUAUUCUAUCCAAUAGACACAACCAUAGCCGAUGGACUGGGGGUCAAUAAAGUAGGAGUUAACACAUUUUUCACCUUAAAAGGAAUCGUCGAUAAAUUGGUUGUGGUUAAAGAAGAUUGGGUGGCCCGGGCAGUGAUGCACAUUGUGGAACAAGAGAGAUUCGUGGUCGAGGGCGCCGGGGCGACCGGUGUCGCCGCUUUAAUGGCUGGCCUCUUCCCCAACUUGAAAGGGAAGAAAGUGGUAUGUAUUCUGACUGGGGGCAACAUCGACACUACCAUACUGGCGCGAGCGCUGGAGCGCGGCAUGGCGGCGGAGGGCCGGCUGGUGAAGUUCAAGGUGACGGUAAGCGACCGGCCGGGCGGCAUGGCCGAGCUGUGCAGCCUGAUGGCCACCUGUGGUGUCACGCUGCGAGACUGCAUCCCCGAGCGUGCAUGGGUUAAAGGAGACGUCUACAGUGUAGAGCUGAAAAUAAUAGCCGAAACACGUGGUUGGGAUCACACUAAAGAACUGAUGGAAAUGGUAAAGAAAUCUUACAAGGAGUGCUUCUUCCAAGAGAUGGGAGGCUCAGAGAAACCGAUAGUACGCCGCGGGCCGUGCCUUGCGCCUAACCCUAUCUGCAUGCAGAAAUAAAACGUUAUUGCUGGUUUCAACUGCCAUGACAUUUGUAUUUACACCAUAUUGCUGUCUCGGUUUCUUCAACUAUAAUGUAAGGGAUGACAAUAUGUGUCAAUACAAGUGUCACCACGAUCAAACCCACACUUAUGACGAUAUUUCUGAAAACAUUGAAUACUGAUACAUGUUACAAAAUGUAAAGUGAAAAAAUAAAGCAAGUGACUGAA
This is a messenger RNA of Papilio polytes (common Mormon), 1669 nucleotides long. RefSeq names its product L-threonine ammonia-lyase-like. Gene Ontology annotation, biological process: L-threonine catabolic process; L-serine catabolic process. Bases 126 to 1460 code for a protein of 444 amino acids. Gene Ontology annotation, molecular function: L-serine ammonia-lyase activity; threonine deaminase activity. Lineage: Eukaryota; Metazoa; Arthropoda; Insecta; Lepidoptera; Papilionidae. The record is from RefSeq and is a predicted model, not a curated record. The transcript is spliced from 9 exons.